Molecule: messenger RNA, 11083 nt
Organism: Wasmannia auropunctata (little fire ant)
Lineage: Eukaryota; Metazoa; Arthropoda; Insecta; Hymenoptera; Formicidae
Product: protein SZT2-like
Exons: 26
Coding region: 342-10304 (3320 amino acids)
Cellular component (GO): peroxisome
Source: RefSeq, a predicted model, not a curated record
CCCGCACGCGCGCGCUCGCGCGCGGAUCCAGCUGGCGUGCAUUCCAGGCGCACGCGGCGUAACGUCAUCGCGUGGCGCGUGCACACAGCCCGCCUGAGGUUAUGUUGAAGUAUGUUUAUCGCUCCGCGAAUAUACGCAAACAUCGCGGUAAACGCGACAACGUGACCUUUGGCCGAUCGGACGCGCAGUUUACUUCUCCGAUCGCAACGGUGCAAUGUCCUGCGCUGCACGCGCGUCGCGAUGAUUUAUUUUCAAACGUGCUGACGACGACCUGCUGGCCGAUAUAGUUUUUUAGUUAACAAUGAUAGACUGAUAUAGAACGUGCGCGGGCAAACUUCGUCAUGGCGAGCGUGAGGAACGAGGAUAGAACCGUGUUAGAAGCGGAGACUAUCUUCCUGUUAAUGAAGAAGGGCUUUCCCAUCUCUCGCAAUGUGAGAGCUCAAUGGCUGCUGGAGCAUUUGGACUCUGUGAUAAGUAUACAAUGUCCGAGUGUGAAAAAUAAGGAGGAGCCAGAGCUGGAGGUAGUGUCGGUGCUGCCGAGGGAUAAGCCUGUCACAUGGUCCACAGACACCAGCCAUCAAUUCCUAUAUAAAGUUGUUUCAACGACAUCAAUUGUAUUCCUAGCGCACAAGUACAGGAUGGUCUUUAGCUUAGAUUUAAGUCCGUCGCUUGCCACUGUUGACGUGCAGAACGGAGAGAUUGUCAUUGAUGAAGUGUGUCUGGCGACGAGACGAUGUCUGGAAGGUAUAACCAGACCUUUUACGAUACCAGGCAGCAGACGCGUGAUGCAGCCGGAAAUUUAUGUGACUGUGAUAGCUCAUACGCCAUUCUUUACGAGCCCGGCGCAGCAAGUGCUAGUACAAGGAUGGCUUAUCACUGCGGACAACGUGAAUUCCCUCACGCAAUACGUAGAAAAGCAGUUGUACCUGUUGGAGGAGAGAGUGGCGGCCGUCACGGCCAUAGCUAAUCAGCAGUUAGAAAAUUUAAGGGCAGAGAGCGAGCGUUUGGUAGGGCGGCUUUUUGAGGAAAGUAGCAACUGCUUGAACAAAAAUAACUGUAAUAUCUCCAUAGUGUCGCCGGAAGCCAGUUUUGUAAAUAUGCUGAGGUACGGGAUGCUGGCUUUGACACUUUUACCCGAGCACAGCUGUGCACAUAUGGUAAUCGUCACGGACGGUAUCGUCGGAAUCAAGAAUGCCCACACGUUGGAUUCCAUUAUACAGCAGCUGCGCGCAACGACAGUCGCGUGUAGCUUUUUGCGCGUAGGUAGCGCGUACGAUCCACAUUGCGCGGACGGUUUGGUGCCAAAUCAAGAUCUGUUGUAUUUCAUCGCCGCGGCUACGCUCGGUAGUUACAUGUCCUUCACUUCACACGUGAUACCUGUACACGGGACAGAUAUGAAUCUUUAUCAUAAACAUUUUUUAUGUUGGCAACUAUACCGCGACGUAUCGGACGACGAUACCUCGGAUCGUCACUGCUGGCGAACUGAAAAUAAUUGCUUUCAUGGACACAAAAGCGGUCAACUGUUGAAGAAAAAACAGAUUGACGACAAAGUUACUUGUACUUUAAGCAGUCUGCUGUGUUGUCGUCUGAGAGAAGGAUAUCUAAUAAAAAGGGCUAGCGUACGAGACGACAUUCUUGAAAUAAAUUUUGUAUUAUUAUGGAAAACCAACGUUUCCUUGGAAUAUUCAGUAACGUGUCCAUGGUCCUCAAAAUCAUUAUCUCUAUCCAACGUGAUACAAUAUACCAUUACCAUAGAAGCGCCAUACGAAUUUUUACAUGACAUUACAUGCCUGUCAAAAAAACCAUUGAACUCGCAUUAUCGCCAAGGUGUUAUCUCUCGUUUUUGGACGGCGCUGACAUCGUUAACAGAAAGCGACAAUACGUUAGCACACUUCAGUUGGUUUCCGGGAUCCGGAUGGACUUGGUACAGUGUACCUGACACCAUCAGAAGCGGAAUGCCUGUGUUUUACUUAUCGUCUUAUCCAUCGCCAAGUACAGUACAGCUUAGUGACGCCGCCUGCCCGCAGUUUGGACAGAUAUGGCAACCGGUUGUCUCUUUGGACCCGCUUCAGUGGGCGCGUUGGAUGCACACUCAGAGGAUUACGUUGAUUCUAGCUUACGACAGACCGUUGCCGAGACAUCUUCAUCAAGCGAAUCAGAGCGGCCGUUUCCAAUGCGUUCAGAGCCGGCAAGCGGCGGCCGUGUUGUACGCUAUGUUGAAAAACUGGGCGACUUUUGUACUAGUCGAGAAUCACACGUACGUCCAGUUCAUAUACAGAGAGGCGGAGAAGCCGCCGGUGUCAUUCUCAUUGAUUCGCAUUAAUUGCAAAGCGCUCUGCGUCGUGCUCAAUAUAGCAUUCGCCGGCGGCACCGAGGGCGUCGUCCGUCACAACGUAGUUGUAGACCUCGUGGACAGACUGUCCAAGCUCACGUUGCCAAAUAGGCCGACGGAGCAACGUGAGAUUCCGUGUUGCACGAUAAUACAUAAAUCGCUCGAGCGAAUUCUCGUGCGAUACGAGCGUAUACCGAGCAAUUUGAGUAUGGUGGUGUUUCCUGACGGAACUCAGCCGACCAGCACUAGAACUGCACUGGGAGGUAGUCUAACAACUACCCUGUCCAGAUAUUUAUACCACAAUCGUUGGUUGUGGCACGUGAAACGGCCGUUCGUUCAGACCAUCCCGGGAAUUACUUUGUCCAGACUAAAUAUCACUGCGAUCGCGAGAAUACUCUCUACAAUUACGAAAAUACGUUUAGGAGAGGGCUUUAAUUUCGCGUAUUCGGCAGCUGGUAUUACAAACAUGGUGUUAGAAGUGCAAAUGCAGGGCUUCGGGAACGACGAGAAUUCUUAUCCGUGUAUUAUUCAGUACGUUUUAUUUCCGCCGCAUGUUGUGCCCAAUGCAGCAUUAGAACGUGAUAGCAGUACCGAAGAUGACACGGAAGAAGGUAUCGCUGAGGCGGAAGUAUGGACCGAAGAUUCCGAAGGGUACAGCGAUUUUCAAAUCGUCACAGAGGUUUGGGUCGAACCACAAUGUGGCUAUGUACAAAUGCCUACACAGUCGAGUGCUAUGUAUAUGCAUCCUCUGCAGUAUCAUCAAUUACCAGAUGCAAUUGCCCGAAUAGACGAGGAAUGUAUUAACGCUCUAUUGACCCUAGAAUACUUGAGCCUCUUGUGCCAAGUAACACCGGUGGAAAAAGAUACCGAGAUUGUGUUCGGGCAAGCGCACCAAGGAGUCAAGUAUCACGGUGUCGUGGGCGCGUCCACGGAUCGUAUCUCGGAAUGUCCAAAUCCGACCGAGCCCUUCGAAGCGACGCCGAUCAUCGAUGAGAGGAUACAUCCCAUGUACUUCUCCUUCGACACGCUGAGCAUUUUGUCAAAGUGUCAGCAGGCGGAACUCUUGUUCUCGAUGUUCGCCGAUGAUUCCGUACAUAUCGAUGAGGAUAGAGAUAGCGCGAAUAGAAUUCUUAUGGGAAACUUUCUGGAACAUAUGAAACAAUUGCACAAUAAAGAGCUGUUGCUUACGUCGGCGGAAUCGCAGAGGUUCACUAAAAUGCUUCUUAACAGGCCACGCGAGAAUGUUCCACCGUUACCUUUCUUUAUGCAAAGAGAGAAGAAUUGUAGAGAUGACGUAUCAGAUAUUUAUCCGAGGUGGAAGUGUUUCGUUAAAGGAAUUAGCACGACGCACGUCAUUAUCACAAUAUUACCGGCAACUGAAAAAGAUGUCCGCUUGAUAAUGUACACGGGCGAUAAUUGCACAAGUAACAAUUCCGAGAAGAAUUGCGAUUCCGACAUUUUCGACCUCGAUAUGAACGAAAAGGUAUCGUCUCCAACAUUGUGCCCGGAGAAUUUACCUGACUUUCUCUCACUGGAACGCAGGGAGUCAAAAAUUUCUAGUCAAUCCACCACCGCAAAUAGCACGUCGAAAGCUAAUGUAGACCAUCAUAAUUUUGAUAAUGUCGACACCGAGGGAAACCUCGUUAUACCUGUAUACGUGUAUGAUUGUUCGCUAGCAUUAUUAAUUGAUGCACUGGUCGGCCAAUUGCAAACACCUCAGAAUAAGGACAUCUAUCAGGAUCACACUUUUAAGAUCGGAGAGCAAAUUUCCGAAGAUUUCGUUAGUCUCAAAUCAGAAAACAAUACAAAACCUUCGUCUCCGGAGCCAAAGAGUGAAGACUCUGACAAUAUUUCUAGUGAUCAACGAAGUUUGAUGGAGCAUUGCAAAUUGUUGAGCUUAGCACAUUGUCAUUGCUACGUGGUCGCGGUUUAUAAAUCACUUGCACUGCAACAAUCAUUAAGCUACGAGGACAUGGAGGCUGCCGUGGCACAAUGCGAGGAAAAUCUGAUCGAGAUUAAUAUUACAAAUUAUUUACGAUCGGUAUGCAGGCAUUUGAGCAUGUUGCCGGAAGGCGAUCUGCUGAAUCAGUUGAAAAUCUCCGCGUGCAACGAUGUUAAACCAUUACACAGUUUGAUAAAAAAUAAAUUUAAAAAGAUCAUGGCAGUCGCAUUCAGGCCUGUACCUGCGCAUCCAGAAUUUUACUACUGUUUACCGUCGUGGAUGUCAGAAAAAAUGGAAGUGGUGUCACAGAGAACAGAUAGCGAUGACGAUCUAGAUGACUUUACAUGUCACUCUGAAAUGCCAGCUCCAAAAACAGAUAAUUCUUCUAAUCAAGUAAGUCAAGCUGUCAAUAUUACAUGGCCGGUUACAAAUCUUCAUAACAACGAGAAGCUGUCCCAUUCCAACUCCAAGGACUCGCUUAUCAGCGAUUUUGACGAGGAAAACACGUGGCACAUGAAAGAUCAGCCGCUCUUCUUACACUUGAGCUGUUCGAUUCGUUUCCGCUCCGAGCUCUCCAGUAUACCCGUCAAAGUGAUGCCCACUUGCUUCACUGAGAUCGUCCAAAGGAUUAAUGACGGCAAGGAAAGGAAUCUUGCUGAAUUAAGCCUGGACGAUCUGAAGGUUACUUUGGAUAUCAUUUGUUUGAGCCUCCCAAGAGAAGUGUUAGAGGUGUCGUUGGAACGUUAUCCUGCAUUGAGAACGACGUCUUACUGCAGCGCUUCGACGUUCGGUAGCGUGCCGAGCGGUAGCAGCCCGAGUACAAAUGCGAAGACCGACUCGAUGCAGGAAAGAAUGCCGCAGCUGCCGCAGCAUCAUGCGGUAAUCAGCUUGAGGGAUGAGAUCGAGUGGCUGUUGCGAGACGAGACUGCGACGGCACUUCUGGAUCACCCUUCACCGAAUGCAAACACGUUGAAGUUUAUAGCACAGCACGUGUCGGAAUCUACCGGAAGAUCCAGUUGCUCGAUGGAUAAAGUACCUUUGCAUUUUGUUUUCCCAUCAGAGAGCAGCGCACCGAAAUUUUUGAAGGAGUUGAAAAAUCUCGAGAUUGACAAGUACUGCAUUUGCCAAGAGGCCGAUUUAUUUUACUUCGUUAAGAAACCGGAAAUAAUAGUACCUGAUACAGAAGCGGAUAUAUUACAUGUAGAUGUAGAGGAACAGCUAUUAAAAGAUGAUGAAAGCGUUGAAAAUAUGGAGCAAGAAGAAAUACCUACUACAAUACAAAUAAACGGACAAGAUUCUGGAGAUGCGCCGGGUUAUUACUCUGAAAUAUCAAGUAUAGCCGAAGGAAAACACGGGACUGAUGAUGGAUAUGAAGGCGACAGCAGUAAUUCUGAGGAUGAUUAUCAGUGGUUGAUACAACUUGACAAACGUAGAGAUUGUUUACCCAAUUUCUGGCUAAUUAUGAAUGUUGAAAAUAAUCAUGUUAAUGUCUAUUUUCACUGCAGAUUUUUGGAACUCUCUUCGCCAGAAGUGGACAGUUAUUCGCAAAUACAGAAAAUGCUGCUCGCUCAAAUCAAAGCCAUAUGCCGGCGUGUAAAUCAAUAUUUACUUUUACAAAAUCUUCACGACACUCGCAUAUGUGAUCUACUGUUGGAACCCGAAUCCACCGAGGAUUAUAAUGCCUGGCGAGAAACCGGCGGUGAGUCUGGAAAUCUUUUCCAGAAUCACAGUUCUUCAACAUCGAAUGUUACACCAGGCAUGUUCAGAUGCCCCGUCAUUUGGGAGGAACCCUUCAAUCUGCAUCCUCGCUUAAAAACCGGACCUGGAAGAUCCGGAUUAUCGAGAGGGAUCAAAGCGUUGCACGGCGUGCUUAACAGACUCUCCGUUAAUAAUCGAAAUAAUAUGUUCGUAUACCAGGAGAACAACGAGAAUGUAUUUUAUCUGCGACUUCACGAGCAGAUGAACGACGUUAAACCUUUGCAGAACAAAUUAUCCGAGAGCGACGAAAAGUUAGUUGUCUCGCGCAGUAAUAGCAUCGCGUCCUUGUCGCAGGCUAAAGGCAUCGGCCUGGUGAACGAUCAUGUAAUAGCGAACGACACCAGGCCUAGAGUUCGCUCGUUCGGUGAAAAAGAGUCCGAUAUCUUGAACAGAACUGGCGAUUCGAUUAUCCUGAUGGUACACGGGAUAUCGGAAGCUGGUCCGGAAGUCAAACGGGAUUUAGUUCAAGUAUUGCAAAAUCGUCUCGAUGACGCGGUGCUGAAAGUGCUGUCUGAGAUGCUGGCACGUAAUCCGAUGUGCAAGCUGACACCGGCGGACGUGCACUUCAUACAAAAACCGUACAAGUCUCCCGAGUGUAUAGUGCAAUUAUCAGUGCAGCCGCACUGCUUACGACAUAUGGAUGCUCUAGGAUAUUAUUUGAGGCAAAAUAUACUGCAAUUUUUGUAUACGCCGAAAUAUACGGAUCUCGGCGCGCACUAUCAUUUCCAGGAUUACACCCCGUUAGACGGCACCAGGAAGAGAGUAUCCGAAUCCGAUAUCUUUUUGUAUAAUCAAAGCCACUCGAGUGGUAGCAAAGGUAUAGCUUGCAUCGCGUUAGCCAUCACCGACGGCAAGGGAGAAUCAGCAGCGUACCCGAAUGACUCGAGUGACGAAUCGAAAUUCGACUUUCCUAAGUUGUUGAGAGUCGAGAAUUUUGAGAGCAUCGUAUCGACCAACGUUUACAAUCAUAAAAGCGAUUCUAAACCGAGCGCGCAAACAUUGAUCGAAUUUCGAAUCUGGAAGCAAGGCAGAGUCAACCUGGAGUCCUUAAUUCUGAAAUUGUCAUCCGCGGUGAAACAUGGUACAUGGGACUUGGUCACGGAGUACAAUCUUCUAGCGACUCCCCUGACGGAACCGAUAAUUAAUCCUUCGACAGCGGUCGGAGAAAUUACGGAAAACAAAGAAGUUCCGACGCCCGUAAAGGCGUCACAGUCACAAAAAGUUUCCGAGAAUUUAACGAUUAAUCCGUACGAGCUCGGCGAGAAAGGAAAAUUGGAUGAAACUUAUCACACUACGCUGGCACGCUGGUUUCAGUUUGCGCUGGAAAUGGGGGUUCCCGCCGUUAAGAGGCACGAGGUGGUCAUUCACCAUAGGCACGCGAUUCCCGUGAUUGUGAGGGAACUGCAGAAUCUCAUACGCAGUCAGGAUCCAGACACGUCUAGCAAAGUUUUCGUUUUACAAGAUCGACAACCAUUCUUAAAUCAAUUUGUUGUCUCGCAUAAAACUGGCUCCGCGCCCAAGUGGUCCGACAAUGUUCGAAACAGUUCCGAUCAGUCGUUAGCAGAAAAUACGGAUCAAGAGGACGUAAAUUCACCCGUGUACGUGCCACACGAGUUUAACAAAGACGAACAAACUGCCUACAUCAAAUGCAUUUUGAUCGCAAGGAAUUUUCAUCAAUGGAAGGCAUCUCUGGGUAAAGAAAUAGACCCGGAACUGCUUGCUCCUAAAGAUCAAAAACAAUUGCAAAAAUUUAAUCCCCUGAUAUCGGAAUCGAAUUUUGUGCCUAGGCAGAGAAUAUUGUUAGCUGAAAUACUAAGUGACAAUAUAAUCAUUUAUAUGUACAACUGGUCCAAGGAAAAGUCGGAAAAGUUGAUAAAACAAACGACAAAUUUAGGCACAUGGCUCUCUUCUAGAUCGAGUCUAUUUACCAACAUAAUCAUGCAGAAGUUGGGUAUAUUUCAUCACAAGCUCACCCGAGAACCUCAACAGAGAACUGAACACGGGUCUCAAUAUUACCAGAUCAACGAUAUGGAAAGUCUAGCAAAAUUUCCAAGUCAGUCGAACGCCGAUAGCAAAGACUGGACGCGAUCGAGCAAUCGAGCGCAAUCGAAGAACAACGCGUUUUCGUGGGUACAGGUGGUCGGGCAAGCGAUGCGCGACGCGAAACCGAGCGCCUCGCAUUCUCACAACACGACGGACACGAUCGUGAAAGCUGCCUACGACUUGCAGGAUCUACGGCAUCGAGAAAAGAAGAUCAAAGAGGAUCUGGACAAGCUGUACGCGAUGUGGCAGAGCCGCACGUCUAACAUACCGAUAUCGCUGACCGCUUUAAACACGUUCAAGCAACACUCUCGUUUAAUACACUUCUGCCACACGCCGCUCCUCUUUUUGCCGGCCUGGCGUUUGCAGUCCGCCGCCACGAGGGAUCACUCGUUGACGCCGCCGCAGUCGUCGCACUUUGCCUUGAACGGCAGCGCGCACGAACAGUCAUCGCAAGCGGCGCAGUCGAAACAGGAGGUGAUGAACGCGAUUAUGAUAAAAUGGCAUCAAGAGCUCUGCAAGUCCAUGCUGUCCGAAUAUAAGCAGUAUCUGCAGAUUCUAGGCUUCAAUCCGAUCCAAGUGGAGUCGCCGCAUAAAACGGACGAGGAGCACGUGCAGCAGCAGUCUUAUUAUCUCAAGAAGUCGAUGCUGGGCGGUAUUUUACUGUUCGAAGUACACCUGUCGCAGCCGUUUUUCAUCGUAAAGUUGCAUAUCAUUGAGUGCAAUCGCUUGCAAACGAAGACGAGUAGCGGUAUGGUGAACCAAUUUGUAUUGAGCUUCGUGGACAUUUGCGACAAGAUUCAAAUCAACAUGCAUCUGCAUUCGUUCACCUACGAUUUUCACUUGCGUUGCAUUCACUCCUACAUAGCUGGAACUGGAUUGUGGUCCUUGCAGCAGGGUUAUCAUCUCACUCACUUUAUGGAUGACUUCAUCAAAUAUUACAGCAAGGCACCGAAUUACGCCAGGAAUCUGAUCUACAGCGAUGUGAUAACAAUACACGAUAUAGCGAUACCCGCACGUACGUUAUACUCCUAUUUGCUUUCACACGAGAAAGUAUACGGCAUGCGCGUGUUCGUGAUGUCGGGCGAGCUCCAGGAGUCUCACGACAACGAAUAUGUCCUGAUUAAACUGCAAAGUACUCCCUUGGUUAGCUAUUGCGACGCCCACGAUACGAAGUGCACAGAUGACUUCGACGUGGCGUUGAUCGUGUCGCGCAUGGAGCAGUCGCCGCAAAUCGAGAGGACCGAGAUCACUUUGAAAUAUUAUCUGAUGUUGACGAGCAAGAGGGAAUUGUAUCCAAAGAGGGAAGUGGAGAACAACAAGUUGGGCAAGUUUAGGACCGUGUACAGCGUUGGGAAACCCUCCACCUCGUAUACCGAGAGCCCUGUGGAAUCCAGUUCCGUUUCGCCAACACCGUUGUUCGCGAGGGGCAAUUCCAGGACGGAAUUGUUGAGCGUCGAUCAGCAGGAGAGGAAUCUCGACUCCACGAACGACGGGAUCGUUAAAGAUACUGACGUCAAUACGGCGAGCUAUAACGUUUACAACAAUUCGGCCCCGACGCCUCCACCGGUCCCAAAUUCUCCACUGGCGCAAAACUCCAACAUCUCGAGCACAGCCUCGGACGCGUCGUCGUCGUCGUCGCCGCCGCACUUGGUGCAGAUUCGCCAGGAAUCGGUGAACUACCUGGGCUAUUACUCGUCGCACGAGCAGCUCAUGCAACAGAUGAUCAUGGCCCAGGCGAAGGCUGCCCGUCAGCACAUAACGAAUAUGGUCGAGCGCGGCGCGCUGCAGUGCCGCACGCAUUUACUCUGGGACAAACUACUGGAGAGCAAGACCUCGAUGACGUAUACCGAAUUCAGCGAGCUCUGCUCGUUGGCCCACAUCGAGCCGCUCUCGAAUCUGGACGCUAGGCUAGGUCCGCUUGUUAAUCAGCCGGUCUCGUGGUAUCAGGCGUUGUCCAAGGUGUUGCAGAACAAAUAUCAGGAGCAUCACAAGCAAUUUAUUACCUCCGACGGGAAUGUCACUCAUCAUCUCAUACUGCAUCCGACUCUCCUUCAAGCGUUCAUGAUGCUGACCAUUGACAUGCACACAUCGAGAGGAGAUUUAUGCGCCGUUUAUCGGAAAUCCACGGAGAUUAACAUGCCGAUGAAUAUGGAAGACGUGUACGCCUUGGUCGAGGGCUUCGUUAACGCCUGUUGCUUCCAUUUAUGGAUGGGCCUUUGCAGCCAGUGAUAACAUUUGUGACGCCGUGUGUAUGUAUGUACAUACAACGCAAUGGCACAUUGCUUGUGAAAAUAGCGUACUUACAAAAUUUGUUAUGUACAGUGUGUUGCAUAGCGAAUUAUGGCUGCGUUCCGUAUUCACGCUUUUGGCGCUUACAGCGCGCACGAAAUUGUUUCAUUCUUAUUGUUUAUCAAAUGUUAAACAAGUCAUGCUCAUAGCGCGUGAACGUUAAAGCGGAACGCAGCUUUAAGGUCUAUCUACAUCUAUCGUAACGCUGCGAUCUUAAGUGAUCGUGGUCGUAAGGGAAAAGCUAUCGUAAACAAUGUCUUUCUACAUAAAUCGUAAUGCUAAUAGGCAAUAGUGAAGUAGGGAAUCUGUCGCGUCGAAAUGUAUCGUAAUAGUUGAAUUUGAGUCAACUCGUACGAUAAGACUGACAGGUUAACGUUGCGAUUGUCGUAACGAGCUUACGAUAGAACAUUACGAUAGAUGUAGAUGACCUUUAUAUCAUUCUGAACGCGCGAAUCAAUGUUCUAAUUGCUAAUAUAUAUGGAUUAUUACACUUAUACGACUUUGUAAAUAUGAAAUAUAUAUUUUCACGUUACAUACAUUAAUUCUCAUGUAAUUAAUCGAACAAUAAUUUAUUCGGUAAUACAUAAAAUUAAGCUAAUUUUAAAGGGAGACUAAAAAUGUGUAAUAUUACGCAGCUUUAUUCGAUAUUCGUCUACUCAGGAAACUCGGAAGUUAGCAAUUAAGGAAUAAUCUGUGCAAUAACAAAAGAAUGCAAUUGC